AUGUUUGCACUAUUGUUAGCUGCAUCUCUUUCUAGUUUACUAGAUGAAUACGUUAAUGAAUUUACUUCUCAAUUAAAUCUUCCUUUGUUUACCAAAAGGAGUGAAGAAAUCAAAAAACAAUUUCAAGAACAGAUGAAAGAUUGCAACGGAAAGUGGUUUAGCACAGCCUUAUCUCUUAAUGAUUUCUAUGAUGCAAAAAAUGAGUUCAAAGAGAUCAAAAAAGGGGAAUACUUUUGCAUUUAUGGUCCAGCUCUCAUUGCUGCAAAUGCCUCAUUUAAGGUGGAAUCUAAAUACCUCAAGUUCAACGCCGAGGGCGAAAUCAAAGUUGAAGAUGUUUCUAUCAAGAAUCCGCUUAUUCUCACAAAUAAGAUCUCCGAUGAUGAAAUUGAAAUGAAGAAUCCAGGAGAAAUUAUUUCCAAAGUAAUGUGUGAUGACGGUGAUAAUGGUUGUGACAUUCAAUUUACAUAUCUGCUUCAACCUCUUAAAUUUAAGAGUAGCUUUAAAUCAGAUGACGUCAAUUAUGAAUCUGAUGUUGAUUUCAAGGUUGUUGUAUCAACAGAAUCUUCAUACUCUAAAAAAUUUGACGCCUCAUACGUUUUUGGAUUAAAUCUUGACAUUAAAGGAAAUCUAAAGGCUUCAUUGAAUGCAAAAUUCCAUUCACUGGUUCUUUUUGCAGCUGGAAAGAGUAAAAAGAAGAUAACAGCCAAAUCAUCAAAUGACGGAAUCACAUCAGUUAUACUAAGUGAGAAUGGAAAAGAUGCUUCCGGAAGGGUUAUUGGUUUCAUGCCUAUCCCGAAUCUGACAAAAUUGAUAAAAUUUGAUCCUCAGAUAAUAACAGAUUUUCUCACUACUUUUAAAGCCAAGCUCGGAUUUAAUUAUGAAGGUAGUGUAGACCUUAAGAUGGAAGAAGACAAAACCGCAUCUGCCGAUGAAAAGAAUUAUUAUCCAGAAGGUAUGACCUUUGAGGCAAGCGGUGGUGUGAAGACAAAAGAUGAUGUUGAUAAAGGUUCGGGACUUGGAACAGGUGCGAUUGUAGGAAUAGUUAUUGGCGUUCUCGUUGUAGUUGCAAUUAUUGUUGUCAUCGUUGUUGUAGUUAUAAUGAAGAGCAAAGGUAAGGGUGGUGACUCUGGUGAUGGUGAUAAGAAAUAA
Messenger RNA from Trichomonas vaginalis G3, 1149 nucleotides. RefSeq names its product glycoprotein 38 family. The transcript has a single exon. NCBI's taxonomy places the organism in Eukaryota, Parabasalia, Trichomonadida, Trichomonadidae. The record is from RefSeq and is a predicted model, not a curated record. The coding region runs from base 1 to 1149 and encodes 382 amino acids.